CAGGUUGAACAAAGUAAGGUCUGCACUUCCUUCAUAGACUUACAGCACGGCUCAACUGACAGUGACAGCACCAAUUGUGGAUUGUGCAUGUGGUCUGGACCUUCUCCAUUCACCUGAGAGCUCCAGGAAAUACCCUACUUGUCACGAAUAAUUCCUAAAAUACAGACUUCUUCAUCACUGAUUUUGCAGGCCUGCUGGAAUACUAUGAGGUGGAUAGGUGCUAUACGGAUCCUGGUGAUCUUGUUCACGCUCCUAACAACGUGGUACUUUGCGGAAACAAUUUUUGCCGCAAAAUGGCAAGGAAAGAGUCUACGGAGUAUAUUCGAUAAGCAGACUGAUGAGAAACCUAGUCAUAAAAAAACACACACCAAAUGCGGAAAUGAGAAGGAAUGUUCGGAAAAUUACUAUGCCUUCAAAAUCAUAAGUGGAGCAGCCAAUGUAGUCGGCCCUACAAUCUGUUUUGAAGACAAAAUCCUAAUGAGCAGCGUAAAAAACAACAUCGGAAGAGGACUAAACAUGGCCCUUGUGAAUGCCUCUACAGGUAUACUUCAACAUACGGGCCAUUAUGACAUGUACUCUGGAAAUAUCAAGGAAGUUAAGAAGUUCUUGGAGAAGAUGGUAGAUGGCACAUUGAUACUUAUGGCGUCUUAUGAUGAUCCAGCCACAAAAUUGGAUGAGGAAACCAGGAAUUUAUUUUCCGGUUAUGGCAGUAGUUAUGCAAAGAAAGUUGGUUUCCGGGACUCGUGGACAUUUGUCGGAGGAAAAGCCAUCAAGAAUAAAAGUCCCUUUGAACAGUACAUCAAGAAUGAUAAGGAGACAAACAAAUAUGACGGCUGGCCGGAAGUCCUGGAGAUGGAAGGCUGUAUUCCACGCAAAAUGGAAUGAGAGAGUGGUCUGGUUAUUGUUCCGUUCAUCCCGCACCGCACUCCCAGGACUCCUCUGUACACAUCGCUUAUUAGCAGAGAAAUGUGAUACGAUCUCUACAGGAUGUUUUGAUAUGUUUUAUAUGUUAAUGUAUAUAUUAUUUUAUUUAAUAAAGGCAGGAUCUAAUGAUGGGAA
Molecule: messenger RNA, 1059 nt
Organism: Rana temporaria (common frog)
Lineage: Eukaryota; Metazoa; Chordata; Amphibia; Anura; Ranidae
Gene: FAM3D
Product: FAM3 metabolism regulating signaling molecule D
Exons: 11
Coding region: 205-885 (226 amino acids)
Source: RefSeq, a predicted model, not a curated record